This is a messenger RNA of Drosophila takahashii, 3928 nucleotides long. It is a transcript of the gene Pde8, whose product is annotated as phosphodiesterase 8. NCBI's taxonomy places the organism in Eukaryota, Metazoa, Arthropoda, Insecta, Diptera, Drosophilidae. Gene Ontology annotation, molecular function: 3',5'-cyclic-nucleotide phosphodiesterase activity. The record is from RefSeq and is a predicted model, not a curated record. Gene Ontology annotation, biological process: positive regulation of ERK1 and ERK2 cascade; signal transduction.
AGAUACAGAUACGUUGGCGGUGUUAUCGCCGCUACUGCUACUGCUCCUACUGUCGUGACCGCGCUAUUGUUAUUAUUUUUAAUGCAUUGAAUUUGAGUUUUGCAGUUUACAAUAUAUAUUUAUAUAUAUUUUUUUCGAUAUAUAGAGUCGGUUCUACAUAUUUUGCUGUACAAUAUCUGUGCGUCAACGGCAACAACAACAUCCGUUCUAUGAACGUGACCCCCGCGCAUUAAAAUAAAUUCUAAUUUGUGGAAGAAAAGAGCAGCAGCGAAAAUGAAAAUGUUUUGUUAUUGUUAUUGCCAUUGCGAAGAAGUGCCCCUGUGUGCGGGGCAAUAUUUAUUAUGAGUGCGUGUGUCUGCCCAUUGUGUUCAUAUGUGUAUUUGUUUAAUUUAUAUCUAGAGUCUAGAGUCUGAUAUAAAUAUUAAAAUCAAAAAGAAGAAAGAAGAAAAAAUAAGAAAUAGGUAUACAUACCUAUGUGCAUAAAAUAUCACAAGCAACAGGCAGCGGCGAAAGCAACAACUACCAGCUAAACGACAAAUUUUUCGGUUUCGUUCCGCGGAUCAUGUGACCAGUAUCUCCGCUGGCCAUCAGUCAAUCAAUCAGCGGACCGCAGCCCAAAAAUGUUUCAAUUAUGUUAUCGCCAGCAACAACGACAUCGUCCAGAAUCGAAACCAUCGAAUCAGAAUCAGAGCAGCGCAAACCACAAGGAGGCAGCAGCACUGCCAAGGCCGAAAGCGUCGUCGGUGGAGCGAGAUUAAGUUGUGAAAUCCCGGGAAUCCUAGCUCUUCCUCGUAGACCGCAGUUGGAAAAGGAAAAGGAGCAGGAAACGAAACUAAAACCAAAAUCACAGAGAAAGUCACCAGGCAACGGAGAGCAAUUUAGCAUAGCAACCGCAACGGAAUUAGCCAGGCCAGGAUCAGAAGCAGGACUUCGCCAUGGGCUGCUCGCCAAGCACUCUGCCCGGCCCCUCCUCCGCCUCCGCCGGCGGUGGUCAGGCGGGCGAACGAGGAUCCCUCCCCCUGGACGCCUCUGAGAAGGACGAGAGCCGCCUGUUUUGCAUCAAAUUGAGGCGUAGUCGCCUGCGUCGCUGCAGCUGUGGGGGCGUCACUCUGCAGCCACCCAGCGACGGCAACGGGAGUACGGCGGGGGACAACCUGUGCGGCCAGGUGCUCCUCAAUCCGCUGCAGAACAAAAGCGAGGCCGACUACGAAAAGCUGAGCACCGGCAAAAAGGACUCGAUUGUGACGGUAGCCGCAUUGGGAAACUUUACACACAGCGUGGUGCGACGGGCCACUGGCAGCACAGGCACAUCGGGCACCAGUUCAUCCGGCGGCGGGAACAGCCGUCCAGGUCACCGCAAGUCAUCGCUCGCCCUCGCCCUCACCCCGGAAGAUGAGCCGAUGGACGUCUACCAGCGAAAUCUCAUGGACCUGAAGUAUCCAACCGUACUACCACCGAAUCCCCCACUUAAGGCUCUCCUGGUUUUCCACAAGUCGGACAGCAUCUGCGAGGCGGUCACCGCGGCCUGCCAGCGCCACCAGCUGGACGUAACGCUGGUCAAGUCCAAGGAGGAGGCUCUGGACACCCUGCAGAAGUCCUACGCCACCGCCCAGUGCUACCACCUAAUCAUAAUUGAUGCGCGUUCUACCAAGAACCUGGAUGCGGAGCACAUUGCAAGAACCAUACGUCACACACACGGCCACCAUUUAACGACAAUAAUUGCAGUCUGCAAGAAGAGUUUCUUCGAGAAGGAUGAUGUGCUAAUUGCUCUAUUGGACGCUGGCGUUAAUAGAUGCGUAGCUGAGACGACCAACCUGGCCAUGUGCAGUGUGGAACUGAAGCAGAUACUGCACUCCAUCAUCCGGCCGCACAAUGUCAUGUCCACUCAACAGGCCCUCUACACGGCUCUCCAUCGGCUAAAGGAGGUGGUGCUCAUCACGGACGACCUGCUGAGGAUUCAGUACGCGAAUCGUGCCACCGAGAGGCUGCUCAACAUGCGGCUGGACGAGAUCAUUAGCAAGCAGCUGGAGGACAUAUUCGUGUCGGACCUGUCCACCAUCAGUGAGCAGUGCAAGAACAUCAAGGAGUUCGACGGCAUCCUCACGGUGCGCCGGAAGAGCCAGGAGGGCAUCCCCAUGCACGUGCGCGUGGUGCCAGUGGCCUGCAUAGGGAGCGCACCCACGCACCUGAUUUUCAACUUUGAUGUGCCCGGCGGACAAAUGGACUUCAUAGCCACGCUGCCGCAGCCCAAGGAGGCGCCUCGCGGCUCCCUGCACUCGGUGCGGCGGUGCAGCUUCGAUGUGCGCUCCAUCGCCUCGGACGGACUGAGGAGGACCAGCCUGGCCAAGCUGACGUCGCUGCCGCUGGAGGCCCCCAUCACUAAAAUAAUCAAUUUACUAUCACAAGUACAGGAGAAUUGUUCGGCCGAUGAGGCGCGUCUCAUAGACAAGGUCUUGGAGUUCCUGAAGCGCGAGGGACUCUACAGUCCGCAAAUGAAGGAGAUACGAACGGACGAUCCCAUAGCCACCGAUCUGAUUGGUGCCCUGCUAACGGGACCCAGUGUAUACUCCUCGCGCCGCAGCUCGAAUGACUCCAUCAUCCGCACUGGCAGCUCCACGAGAACUGCCACAAUUGUGCCCGCCAAAAUGAAGUCCAAUCCCAUAAUCAUGGAACUACUUGACGAAUCUCUCAGCUGGGACUUUGAUAUUUUCAAAUUGGAGGAGAUCACCGAUUACCAUCCGCUGCUCUAUCUGGGCAUGGAGAUGUUCCGCCGCUUCGACGUCUUUGCCACAUUGAAUAUCGAUGAGAACGUGUGCAAGGCAUGGUUGGCCGUCAUCGAGGCCCACUACCGCAAGAGCAACACAUAUCACAACAGCACCCAUGCCGCGGAUGUCAUGCAGGCCACUGGCGCCUUCAUCACCCAGUUGACCAACAAGGAUAUGCUUGUAAUGGAUCGCAUGGAGGAGGCGACUGCUUUGAUUGCCGCCGCUGCCCACGAUGUGGAUCAUCCGGGCCGCUCAUCCGCCUUUCUGUGCAACUCCAAUGACGCCCUGGCCGUUUUGUACAAUGAUCUGACUGUGCUGGAGAACCAUCAUGCGGCGAUUACCUUUAAGCUAACCCUGGGCGACGAUAAGAUCAAUAUUUUCAAGAACCUGGACAAGGAGACGUACAAGUCGGCCCGCAGCACCAUCAUCGAUAUGAUCCUGGCCACCGAGAUGACCCGUCACUUUGAGCACCUGGCCAAGUUCGUGAGCGUCUUUGGCGGCGAGGAGCCUCGUGAGCACAACUCCCAGACGGAUGAGGAGCAGUCGAUACUCAUGCGCCGCAUGCUGAUCAAGGUGGCCGAUGUGAGCAAUCCCGCCCGGCCGAUGCAGUUCUGCAUCGAGUGGGCCCGUCGCAUUGCCGAGGAGUACUUCAUGCAGACGGACGAGGAGAAGCAGCGCCAUCUGCCCAUCGUAAUGCCCAUGUUCGAUCGGGCCACCUGCAGCAUACCAAAGAGCCAGAUCGGCUUUAUCGAAUACAUCAUACAGGACAUGAUGCACGCCUGGGAGAGCUUCAUAGACAUGCCGCAGCUGAUCACCUACAUGCAGAUCAACUACUCGCAGUGGAAGAAGUACGACGAGCAGGGCGUCAACACGCUGGCGGAGAUCAUGGCCAAGCAGCCGCCGGUGGGCAAAAUGGCCAACUCCAAAUAGCAUACGGCCUUCCGGAGAUUGUUCUCGGGUCUACUGAAGCCACUGCCGGCCCAGGCUCCGGGCACCUCCACGAUUGGCGAGAACGAGAUGGAGGACGUGCUCUAGUGACGGCGUCGAAGGUCCUGCGACGUCUGACUCCGGACCCGCAGUCUCUCGGCCUGAUCCUCUGAAGUCGCAGCUCAUCCUGCUCCCCGGACUGCCCACACAUAUCCACAUAUCUCUCAACGGACCAA